AGGGUUAAAGAAUAUAAAGACCACAUAUUAUUUGAAAACUUUCCUACUGCCAAAGAUACUAACACAGUCUUUUAUAAGAUCUUUGACAACGUGUUCUUUCCUCGUGUCGGCUGAGGCUAGUGAGGAGAAGACGUGAGAAUAAUAGUGUGCCAGGAUGGCGCCCAAAAGGAAUAAUAUGAUCCCUAAUGGGCAUUUUCAUAAGGAUUGGCAGCGAUUUGUGAAAACUUGGUUCAACCAACCAGCAAGAAAAAUCAGGCGUAGACAAAACAGAAUUAAGAAGGCAAAGGCUAUUGCUCCAAGGCCAGCAGCCGGUCCUUUGAGACCCGUUGUGCGAUGUCCUACGUUUAGGUAUCAUACUAAAUUACGUGCAGGUCGUGGUUUCACAUUGGAAGAAAUAAAGGGUGCUGGACUCAAUGCAAAUUUUGCAAGAUCGAUUGGGAUUGCUGUUGAUCAUCGUCGUAGGAACAAGUCAGUGGAAUCCUUGCAGCAGAAUGUUCAACGGCUGAAGGAGUACCGAUCUAAACUCAUACUAUUCCCUGUUCAUGAAAAUAAGCGACUAAGGAAGGGUGAAGCCACGGAGGAGGAGAGGAAGGUGGCUAGCCAACUGAAAACAACAGUGAUGCCAAUAAAGCAGCCAUCUGUGAAACCUAAAGCAAGGACUAUUACCGAAGAGGAUAAGAAGUUCUCUGCCUUUACAGCUCUGCGCAAGGCACGUGCUGAUGCUCGUUUGGUGGGUAUAAGAGCUAAACGGCUGAAGGAUGCUGCUGAGAAUCCAGAUGAUGUAAGCAAGGCAGGCAAGGAAGCAAAGAAGAAGAAGAAGUGAAAUUGAUGUUAACUGUGUAAUAUUUUCACAAAUAAAUGAUAAAGGGAAUGUGUUCUGUUACACCCUA
Messenger RNA from Schistocerca cancellata (South American locust), 890 nucleotides. It is a transcript of the gene RpL13, whose product is annotated as 60S ribosomal protein L13. The record is from RefSeq and is a predicted model, not a curated record. Gene Ontology annotation, biological process: translation. The transcript is spliced from 5 exons. Gene Ontology annotation, molecular function: RNA binding; structural constituent of ribosome. Bases 155 to 823 code for a protein of 222 amino acids. Gene Ontology annotation, cellular component: ribosome; cytosolic large ribosomal subunit. NCBI's taxonomy places the organism in Eukaryota, Metazoa, Arthropoda, Insecta, Orthoptera, Acrididae.